Symbiodinium natans is the source of this 8082-nucleotide messenger RNA. Lineage: Eukaryota; Dinophyceae; Suessiales; Symbiodiniaceae. The record is from the annotation of a GenBank genome assembly.
AUGUCGAACCAGGGGACACAUGAAAGAGCGACGCAUCCAGCCUGGGAGUCAUUGAGGGAUCUCUUUGGUUUUGCGGCACAUUGCCAGGAUCUUCGGGAAGGCCAGCUAGCAUGCUUUGAUCUUCGUUUGGACGGCGAUUUUGUGCCGGCAGGCAAGGACUUCCUGGUGAGAGCGCAGGUGCUGCAACAGGCACACAUUUGGGCGGCCAAUGGGGAUAUCAGCGUUUGCCCCUCCACCGCGGGAGGGAAGGCUGUGUUACGUCUGAGAGCUUCGGAUUUCUACACCCUGGCAAGCCACACUCGUAGGAUACGAGCUGCGUGGACGGUGGCAUGCUGUCAGGGUGACGUGGUCAUCUUGGACGCCACGAUGGGACCAGCGUUCCUCAUGGGGCAACUGGACAUUGAAAAGCAUGAGGUGGUUCGUAGGGCUGAAGUGUUUUGCGGCGGCUUCAGCGGCUGGAGCCAGGCAGCCAUGCGCAUGGCACUCGUGCGGGUGCCUUGGGAGGUGAGCUGGUCGCUGGAUCAUGACCCUACAGACACGCAGUUUGAGCCUCAUGAUGCCAUUAACCCCGCUGUAGCUGUGCAUUGUUGUAUUGACAAGCGACUCAGGGCCAAGUUUGCAGUAGUCUUGCCAGUCUCCCCAUUCUUCAACGCUCUGUUUGAUGCUGGGUGUAGGAGGGCUGUUGAGAGUUUCCGGACCCACCAUGCCGCAGGCACUCCACUGAAGCUCCACAUCUCGCCGGGGCUGGACUUUGCCCUUGCUUUCAACGCACUGGGGGCCAUGGGCUGGUCGGUCACCUUCGGCGCCUUCCCUCCACGAGCGGUUGAUAGGCUACAAGCCGAGACUGUGGCGUUCACAUCCUUGCCCGCUGCAAUGACUGUGGAAACCAUCCUCAACUGCUGGCGGUCUGCCAGCCUGUUCGCUGGUUGUUGGCCGAAGGCCAGGGUUACAUCUGGCCCGUUCCCGCUCCCUGUCGAACGCAACCUGCAGACAAACGGAGCGCAGCCCCUGUUCCGCCGUAAGGGAUCCAGCCGCAUUUUGCUUUGUGUCCAUGUUGAGCAUCGAGGUGGCGGCGCUAAGGAUGACGGGGUCCAGUUGGCUAAGACGAGGAUUGCCUCACUGUUGUUGGACAGAGGAGUGAGCCUGCAUGAAACUACGGUUGUCACAGACCGCCUGUUAGACAAGCUCGGGGCCUCCAAAUGCCUGGCUCUGGUUAAGCCUACUGACCCGGCCCAGCGAUGGGAGGACCUUGCUAAGAACGCUAAGGCCGCAGGGGUUGAGUGGCCUAGUGGGGACAGCCGAGUUGCCAAAGCAGCUGCCCGAAUCCAAAAAGCCUUGCGAAAACAACGCCUUCCGGCACAGACCGUGCCAGUGGCCGCGCAAUUCCGCUUAUGCCCAGGGAUAUGGUGUGGCAUGGACGAGCAGCCGGUGCCCAUCUUGCAAAACCUUUGUCCAGGUGCAACAGGUGUUAUCCUGCAGGACGCCGCCGCAACAACCCCUGAAGACCUUGCCUUGCUAAGGACAAUGGAGUCGGAUGCUCUGUGUGUGGCGGUGUUGGGGUACGAUUGCCCAGAGCCUUCGACCUGCGGGGGAACCAUUAGUAUCUCGGCCGAGGAUGUGGAGACCGGGCGUCCACACCUCCUCGCCGGGUGCUUCCACAACGUAGGGGCCACGGAUGUGCAACCAAAGUACCAGACGCAGGCUGCAGUGACAGUUGAAGGCAUGGUGUGUUGCGCUUUCACGGUGUAUAGGGAUGAUCUCCCUGCAGAGGUCCAGUGGUCCCACUUCAUUGAAAGCCCGGUUCGCACAGCCCAGCAACAACUGCAGGCCCAAGGCGUUGAAAAGCCCUUCGUCAACCCGUGGGGCCGCACAUACCGGGCAGAUGGAAAACCGGUUGCGCCAAGCCAAGCUGACUCUUUGCAGUUCCAUGCCAAGGUGCCUGACUCCAUCCUGCGCACUGUCCUCCAGCAAAGCGGCUUCUGUAUGGUGUACGUUGUGCCCAAAGCGUGGGGGGAUUCAAGACCCUUGCCCGGGUGGUCGGUUGUUUGGCUCGCAGGCUCUAAGGCUGAGGUUGAACGACAGGCCCUCGUUGUCCCAUCUCAACAUGGCCUUGUUCGGGGCCGACGCAGGUUCGGAAUACGUGUCCCGGCCGACGCCUUUGCUGCUGUCUUUCAGCAACUCCGCCCAUCGGACCCAAUUCCAGAAAACAUCCCAGUCUCUAGCUUGUACAAGGUUGGCCCCUUGCCAGCUACAGCCUCUGAGCGCGAUGUCCUUACAUGGGCGAGCAAGCUUCCAUGGAAGGUCAAGGUUCUGAAAAUGUUAGGACCAGCGUACUACCUCCUGGGCACAAAUCAGGAACCUCCCUCCCUUCAGCCGGCCUUCAACGGCACGCCUGUGCUUGUGUCUUACGUGCAGCCACGUCAAUCCACGCGUCGGGUCAUCCAGGCUGAGGAACCCCCUCGUGCGCCAGUGCCAUCGUCAGCGUCCGCUGCUGCUGCUGACACACAGGACCCGUGGUCCUCCCAAGACCCGUGGGGUCAGUACCUCGCAACAAAGGCAGCGGGGCCGACGGCGCCGCCACGCCUUCCUCCGCAACCUGCAAAAGGCCUUGACGGGCAGGCAGCUGCACGCCUCACUGAACAAGACAGACGACUGCAUGCCCUGGAAACAAGUAUUGCGCAGCUGCAGGGAGCAGUCGAGAAGGAGUCAGUGGACAGGAAGUCGGACCUCAAGAACCAUGCGGACGAUUUGGGGCGCGUCCGCGCAGACAUGCAGCUCCUAAGCAAUCAACUGGGUCAACAGCUCAGCUCUAGCAUCGACUCCUUGCGUUGCGCCCAAGCCCAGCAGGAGCAACAGGUGGCGCAGGGCAUGGCUGAGCUAAAACAGUUGAUCCUCGCCCAGGCCGCUGAGAAACGACCCCGCCGUGAAGACUCGGAACUGUACUUCCAGCUGAACCCACAGCAGCGUGUCACGGCACCAAAGGCUAAUAGGCGUCAGGUUAAAACCGUGCAGGGUGGGGAUGUGUGUCGUAUCGUGGUGUGCAACCCGACGUCUGUUCUCCACAAAGAGCAGGAUCUCUUGAGCCUACAGGGUGAUAUCUUGUGUGUGUCUGAAACUUCUGCGGUUGCACGGGUUCAACAUAUCGUGGGCCAUAAGCUCCGGCAGUAUGGGCUGACGUCCCACUGGGGAGCUGCAGUCCCAUCACAUCAACGUGAAGGCCACGCGGAUACUUUACGUGGAAUGGCAGCGGGCGUGGCGAUGUUCACGCAUCUCCCCAGUCGCCCGUCCAUACAGCCGUUACAGGGUGAGCAUGCUAGCUGUGGCCGCCUGGCCGAGGCGUUCGUGAGAUUUGGCCCUGUGGAGGUUCGUCUACUGACACUAUAUGGUCUGCCUGCAAACCACACAGGUGCCAUGACUUACAACAACUCCCUCCUUCAGGCUGCCUUUGACAGAGCCUGCUCCUGCCGAAUUCCGUGUAUUAUUGCUGGAGACUUCAAUUGCCGACCAAUGUCCCUCCCGGCCGGGCAGGCUUUUGCGAGCCGUGGGUAUCAUGAAGCCUUCCAACUCCAUGAAGAUAGGACGGGCCAGUCCCUACCUCCCACGUGCAGGGGGUCCACCCGUCAUGACACUUUGCUCCUUCACCCGGUGCUGGUGCCCUUCUGGAUUGGGGCGCAAGUACUCGCGGGACGACACCUUUUUGAUUCGCAUGAUCCCUUGGUUGUCACUUUGAAGGUUCCCCAUGCCCUCCCAACGGUUCAGACUUGGACAAUGCCGAAGACAUGGGCGGAUUCCCCUCCGCCGCCGCGUCUGUUCAAGCACCAUUGCGAGGCCCUGCUCCCUCAGGUGCACGCGCAACUCCAAAGGUGUCAAACCUCCACUGAUGUGGGGACGUGCUUGCAGUCGUGGGCCUCCGCUGUGGAGGAGGCGGUCCACCGCGGCUUGUUGGACUCCCCGACGGACUCGGGUCAGUGUGGUCUCCGGAAAGCGCAACGCGGACGGUGCCGCCCUAGAAGCCUGUGUCAACGCCCUGUCCCACAGCUGGUGAAGGCGGCAAGGCGUGGCGAUUUCACCACGGAUGUUGAGGCCACUUCGGUUCUGUGCCGGAUGCGGGUGCGGCAGGUUCGGCGGCUGGAGGAGCUUGCCCGCACCAUUCAUGCAAUCCAACACCGCCCAGGCAACAACCAUAGGAACCGCUGCGCCUGUGACCAGUGGCGGCGUAUACGGAAUGCAGCAGGAUACUCUAUGCCUUUCCCCGCUUGGCUCUUGCGCGUUGCCCAUUUCCAUCAGGUGCCACUCGACCUGCCCGAUGCUGACUGGCUUUGUGACUGCAUCAGUUAUACCAAGUUUGAUUGCCAAGCCUUGGCUAAGCAGGAGGCAAAGUGCCGCGCGGACAAGUUCAAAAUCAGAAUGGCCUUGGAUCGGCGCUACCAUGCGUCGGCGGAAGGGUUUGCGGCUGUGCGCCCAGCGCCGCAUCCCCCUUUCACCAGCGUGCCCCAUCGACUGGAAUGCCAGGCCCUUCUGGUCCAUGCUGAGGAUGCAAGCAUGUGUACAUAUGCCCUCCCUGCAGGGGUGUCUCUGCACCCGAGCGCCCCGUUCACUGUCAAUCAGGCCACCAUCCCGCAGGCCACCAACGAGGGUGACCACAUUUGUGUCCGUGGCCCAUCACUUGGGGAGUCCAUUUGGGUGUCACAGGACCAGGUGGCAUGCACAGCUCCCGAGCUUGCCAAGGCCUUCAGUGACUACUGGGGGCCGCUCUGGGGCCGUGACCGUACUGAGGAAUCACAGCAACUUGCAGGUUGGGAGCUCUUCCAGGCAAACACGCAAGACCUUUCAGGGCCAUUGCCACGCAUUGAUGUUGACAUGUGUGACAUACGGUUGUGGCGACAAGCUAUCCGGCGAAUGCCCAAAAUGAAGGCCACAGGAAUCUGUGGAUGGUCCCCGUCUGAGCUCAAACUUUUGCCGGACUGUGCUCUGGAGGUUCUGAUCCGCAUCUUUCAGAUUGCCGUUAAGUUGGGUCUGCCUGCUCACAUGCUUGAGUCGCGCGUCUGUGUCCUGGCCAAGCAUGAGGCGCCUGAGCACAUCAAGCACAGUCGUCCUAUUGUCAUAUUCAGUACUUUGUAUCGUCUUUGGGGUUCAGUUCUUGUGAACCAGGUGCUGCACACGUGGGGAAACACCUUUCCACCGGCAGUCAUGGGGAGUCUACCAGGCAGGGCUGCCAGUGAUCUGGCGGGGCGACAGCAGCAUGCCAUUGAAUGCGCCCUGCUGCAAAAGGAGACGCUUUACGGGGUUGGGGUUGACAUAGUAAAAUGCUUUAACCAGCUGCCAUGGCCUCCCUUGCGUGUCCUGAUGACACGAGCAGGCAUGCCUGGUGACCUCGUUGACUUUUGGUUGCAGGGUUUGCGCAAGGUUGUUAGGCGUCCUGUUUUCCUCGGGUCGGUGUGCCCUGCUGGCAUAAAGGCCUAUAACGGUGCGCCGGAGGGCGACCCAGUGUCGGUCGCCGCCAUGGCUGCCGUGUGCUAUUGGGCUCACAACUUCAUUCAACCGUCUUCUGCUGAGUUCGGCACGUACGUUGACAAUUGGAGUUGGCAGGCGCCGGCGCUCCCAACGUUGAAGCAUGCCACCUCAUACCUCCUCCGUUUCCUUCAAAGUCUCAAACUCCCUGUGGACUGGACUAAGUCCUACAGCUGGGCUACAACUCCAAGUGGCCGUCAGUGGCUCCGGACAGGGCUCGCUGACGUGUUGCCGCCUGAAGUGCAACUGCCGGUUGCGCGAACGGUCAGGGAGCUUGGGGCUGCUUUCCAGUUCGAUGCCUCCCAGCAUGCAACUGUCCGCAAGGGCAAAGUCGAGCUGGGGCUUGAAAGACUCCGGAAAUUGGAAAAGGUGCCACGUCCUAUUCUGGAGAAGGCGCAGCUGAUACAAAAAGGGGUUUGGCCCAGCUGCUUGUAUGGACUUGAGGGUGCCUCCUUGAGUGUGCAGGACGCGUCCCGGCUGCGUGCCGCAGCCACGAGGGCCUUGCUGGGCCCUUCGCAAGUCGCAAGCCCCCACUUGGCGCUCACAUGCCUCCAUGCCUCACUUCAGGACCCACAUCUCUUUGCCAUUGAGAAGCAGGUCUUACAACUGCGCCGCUUCAUACACCAUGCGCCCCAUACGGCUGCAUCCAUGUUGGCAGUCAUGUCUGACUUCCACGAGGUCCCUCGCGUUACAGUGGGCCCUGCUACGGCCUUGUUAAAGUCGCUUCACUUCCUGGGACUGAAGAUGGACCUUGAUGCCCGAGUGAAGGGCCCGGACAAUGUUUGUCUGCAGCUGCAAACUGCCAGUGCCAAAGACGUUCGCAGCUUCCUCACGAGUGCCUGGGAGUGCCAUGUGGAGCGCACCGUUGCCCAUAGGAACGGCUUACAGGGUGUAGGAACACCUUGGGGUCAAGAGACCGCCCGCAUCCUCCGCCAGGUUGGGGAUGCGGAGGCACUGGUGUUGGCUCGCUACGUGUGCGGUGCAUAUAGCUCUGGGGCCGCCAAACAUAAGUGGGAGCCCGCCGUCCCCGAUAUGUGUCCCCUGUGUGGCGCAAAGGACACGAAGGAACAUCGCCUGUUGACAUGUUCCGCACUUGAGCAUGUGUAUAAGGAUUGGGCCGGUUUGAUGCAGUACUGCCUUGACCGCUGGCCUCAUUGGUUGCAUGGACUGUAUGCGGUCCGAGCAGAAGGUGCAUUAGUCACAAACCUGAUUUUCGCACAGCGUCGCAUGCCUGCGGCUAGCAACAAGGCUGCUCAGGAACUUGCGCGUCACAUCCCGCGCCUGCUGCUCUUCACAGAUGGCAGCUGCCGCCAUCCCACAGUUCCGGUUGCAUCGCACUCAGGUUUCGCUGUCGUCAUGGCCCUAACUACCGACGUUGAGUUGGUGCUCGAGGAAUUUGAGAGAUGGCGAGCCACAGGAUGCCACAGCAACCUCUUCUGUGUGGUGUGCCAAGGCCUGACACCAGGGUCCCAAGGGAUAAAUAAGGCGGAGGCAUAUGCCAUCCUCCAGGCUUGUCGUUUCGCAGCGCAGUGCCCCCAUGAUGAUGUUGAGAUCGUUUCUGACAGCAAGGUUGCUCUUAGGAAUGCGCACGUUGUGGUUCAGGGUGCUUUGGGUUCUUUUCCUGAACUGGCGAAGGAAAUGCAGGCCUGUUGGCGCCCUUACUUCAAGCUUACCAAGGUCGCUUCACAUCAGGACAUGACUUGCCUCGCUGGCCGAGACCUACUAAUGGCAUUGGGCAAUGACUACGCGGAUACUGCCGCUAAGGAGGCGGUCAAGGCGGACCUGAGCAUCGUCACGGAGAUCGUUGAUCAGGUCUUUGAGUUCACUACGACGCAGCGCGACUGCAUGCUUGUAGCGGCCCGUUACAUGCUGGCGGUGUCGGCAGAGGCGAGCCGACUGUUGCGAGCUAAAGGUGACACUGCAGUUUCCUUGGAGCCGGUCCUUAGGAAGAACCUGGACGAGGCCACUUCGCCGGCGGAAGCUUGGCGGGAGCUUGACCCCAAGCCAGGCUACCUCUGGACCACGAAGACGCUGCAGAACGAUUGGCUGGUCGCCUGUCCGUGGCCUCCAUGGUUUACCUUCCCUUUGUGGCAAUGGCUACGGCGACUACGAUGGGAGUUGCCUGGUGCCCACAAGGGCGUGUGCAAUGGCGUUACCAACGUUGAGUUGCUGGUGCACUUUGUCGCCUCUACAGGCGUUUGCCCACCAGCUCGUGACCCUCGCCCGGAACACGCUGGUGAGUACUUGGACGCACGACACACUGACAUGCCCAUGCUGGUCCCACUACGGGAGUGGACGGCGGCGAUCCUUACGGCAGCUCGUUCCCUGGAGACUGUUAGUGGUUGUCGGCUGUUACCUGACCGCAGACGGAAGGUAUACAGCUUACGAACUGCAGGCGUGCAAGCGCCUCGGCAUGGACUCCAGCAAAGACCGGUUCUUGGACAGCUUGAUGGUGUUUGGGAUCUCCUAAGUGAGGUUCUACAUGAUGGCGGAGUUUCCCCUCUGCUGGCCUCUUGUACAGAGUACACAGGUGGCUUAGAAGACUCAGACAUUGAUGGGACUUCAUUCUGA